This is a messenger RNA of Hippocampus comes (tiger tail seahorse), 2243 nucleotides long. RefSeq names its product cell cycle control protein 50A. Lineage: Eukaryota; Metazoa; Chordata; Actinopteri; Syngnathiformes; Syngnathidae. The record is from RefSeq and is a predicted model, not a curated record. Gene Ontology annotation, biological process: phospholipid translocation. The transcript has 7 exons. Bases 248 to 1360 code for a protein of 370 amino acids. Gene Ontology annotation, cellular component: plasma membrane; endoplasmic reticulum; Golgi apparatus.
CACUUCACUGUGGUGACGUCAACCUUUCGUUUCUCCCUUGCUACUGUACUUCCUACUUCUUGGUGUAGGAUGGAACUAUUAAAACAGAUGGAGUCAAAGCUAUCCCGAGCAACUAUUUAGAUUCCGUAGCCCGACUUUCCCUCCAGUCUCGGUAUUUUACAAAUUAUCUUCAAGUUACGUGUCUUGUCUUGUCUCGAACUGAGCGGCUGUCCACAACGGUAUUACCGACUCGGAUCGGAUUGCAACCAUGAUGGCGUCGAGCUACAACGCUAAGGAAGAAGACGGCCACCACUCAGGCCCCUCUAGUCAUGGCGGCGCAGGGGCAGUGAAAAGCAAGAAACCGGACAACACGGCAUUUAAACAACAGAGACUACCUGCUUGGCAGCCCAUCUUGACAGCUGGAACCGUGCUCCCUGCGUUCUUCGUCAUCGGUCUCAUUUUCAUCCCCAUCGGUAUCGGCCUGUAUGUAACGUCAAACAACAUCAAGGAGUUCGAGAUUGAUUACACCGGUGUGGAUGUUUCGAGCCCAUGCUUUAGCUGUGCCAAAAACUACAGCUGGGACAGCACAACUUCAUGCACGUGCUCUGUGAAUUUCACUUUGGAGCAGCCUUUCGAGAGCAACGUCUUCAUGUACUAUGGCUUAUCCAACUUCUAUCAGAACCACAGGCGCUAUGUGAAAUCCAGGGAUGACAGCCAGCUGAAUGGGGAUCGCUCUGCUUUGACGAAUCCUAGCAAAGAAUGUGAGCCUUAUCGUACCAGCGAAGGCCAGCCUAUUGCUCCUUGCGGGGCCAUAGCUAAUAGCCUUUUUAAUGACACCCUGGUUCUCUAUCAUGUUGACUCCAAUGGCACCAAAAUCAGCAUCCCUCUGGCAAAGAAAGGCAUUGCUUGGUGGACAGACAAGCAUGUGAAAUUUAGGAAUCCUGGUGGAAACGACAACCUAACCAUUGCAUUUCAGGGGACUAACAAGCCAGUGAACUGGAGAAAGCCGGUGUUUGAGCUGGACCCAGACGACCGUGAUAACAAUGGCUUCAUCAAUGAGGACUUCAUUGUGUGGAUGCGCACAGCCGCCUUACCCACUUUCCGCAAGCUCUAUAGGAUCAUCCAUAAGAAGUCGAGCUCAACACCGACCCUAGCUAGCGGCAGAUACAUCUUGGACAUCACUUACAAUUACCCGGUCCUGAGUUUUGACGGUCGCAAGCGUAUGAUCUUGAGCACCAUCUCCUGGAUGGGAGGGAAGAACCCUUUCCUGGGUAUCGCCUACAUCACCGUGGGCUCCAUUUGCUUUUUCCUGGGUGUGGUUCUGCUCAUCAUCCACCACAAAUAUGACUCGCGCAAUAGCAGCGCAGAUAUUCCGAACUAGAUCCCACCUGCGUAGCAUCCAUUCUGGACUGCUUGGCGGUUUCUGCGCAAAUACACUGGUCAUCUGUAAAUGUUUGUUUGUGCAAGAGCAGUCCUAUGUUGUCUGACCGAAAGUUGUUUUUGAAGGCAGAGUACAACGCCUGAGUCUUGACUGCUUCAAGUUGGAUGCUGCGAAUGUCAUUUUCUGUUUUUAUUAUACCUGUUUUAAAUGUUCUAUUUAUGUCUGUCAAAGUAUGUGUUGUAUCUUAGCACAGCUUUGCGAAUGGCUUAAUGAUUGAAGGGCAUGUUUGUUGUAUGUCAGCUUUUGUUCAUGUCAUGUAUGACAAAAAUGUCCUGCUGAUGAAUGUAGUAUUACAUUACAUUGACGUACUUCUGGGUUUGAGAAGAAGUUGAAAAUGAGGAAAACCUUUUAUUGUGCAUUGUCAAAUUUGGUAAGCAUUAAUGUUGGUAACCCCACAUAUCGACCAAUUACAAAAAGUCUCAGCUCCCUUUCCUCCUUUUUUUAAAAUGUACAAAAACUGACUAUCCGAUUAUUUAUGCAUGCAACAAACUUAACACUCCGUUGUUACAAUGACUGAGCUUCCUGUCUGGUUGGUAAGUGGUAAGGGUUUUUCUGUUAAUUUACAUUGCACAAUUAUGUCAGUGUUGACCAAAUUAUUUGCACUUAAAAGAACCUUUAUUUAGUCCAAAAUCAGCUGGGGUAGGCUCCACCUCACCUUGAACAGGAUUAAGUAGAAAAUGAAGAGAGGUGCCACUCUAUUUCCCCUUCUGUUUUCCACCUGGUAGAGGACACCUUGUUAGAAUGUCUCUUGUUUAAUACUGUAUUAAAAUGUAAUGGGCUUUUACAAGGUCAACAUGUUCCAAUUAAAGAAUUUAUCAAUGUC